Messenger RNA from Callorhinchus milii (elephant shark), 1653 nucleotides. RefSeq names its product transmembrane protein 164. The record is from RefSeq and is a predicted model, not a curated record. The transcript is spliced from 5 exons. The coding region runs from base 72 to 899 and encodes 275 amino acids. Lineage: Eukaryota; Metazoa; Chordata; Chondrichthyes; Chimaeriformes; Callorhinchidae.
UCUCUCUGUCCCUCCCUUUCACUGCCCCUCCCCUUCCUUCCCCCCUGCGUGCUGGAUGCUGUGUGGCUGAGAUGCCGGACUGGGCAGACCUGCUGGACUGGGCGUAUGGGGGUGUGGACCCCACCAUCGCGGGUAAUGGGGGGGAGGAGUGCGCCUCCUUCCUCCCCUGGGCGCAGCGGCUGGCAGAGAGUGUGGUCAUGGUCAGCCUCUCUGCCCUGGAGGUGGUCAUCGCCUGCAGGAAGAUCCAGCCAGGACUCCGAGAUGAGCCGCUAUUCCGCGCCCCUUCUUUCCCGGAACGCCAGGACAGCCUGGGCAGGAACCUGCUGCUGGUCGCUGUAUGCUUGACCUUCGGAGCGGAGAUUGGUUUCAAAUGUGCCACCAGGAGCCUCAUCUACCUCCUCAACCCCUGCCACCUGGUCACACUCAUACAGAUUUUCCUGCUUGCCUGCCCACCGUGUAAAGCUGCCCUGAUCGUCUUCAGGUUACAUGUGCACAUGCUGAAUGGAGCCCUGCUGGCACUGAUCUUUCCUGUCGUCAACACCAGGCUGCUCCCCUUUGAAACCGAGGUGUAUUACAUUCAGCACGUCCUCCUGUACAUCGUUCCCAUCUACCUGCUGCACCAAGGCGGUGACCCAGGUGAACCUGAACAACAUGCUGUGCCCGGCUGUCUCGGACCCCUUCUAUGGCGCCUGCUACCGGAUCUGGGCGUCCAUCCACCAGACUGCACUGUUACUGCUGCACGGGAAGGUGCUGACCGCACUGGCUCAGGCCGUGCCCCUCACCCGCCGACCUUUGAUGGAAGCCAUGAAGACCCCCCUGAAAAAGGCAGAGUGAGCGGAGACAUAUCCGAGACUCGAGACCCGGCUUCAGACCUCCGACCCGACCGGCAAGGACAAUAACAACUUGCGGAGCCUUCACCCGGGACAGCGUCUCGGAGUCUGAUGCUGAGCCGGGGCAAGGUGAACGGAAGCACGGUCGAAGAGGAAGAUCUUCAGGCACGAUCGAAAAGCGGGUAAACAACCCCAACAAAAGACAUUUACACAAGGCCUUUCGUGUCGGAAGUACGUCCAAAGGCACUGCACAGUCAGACCCAAACUGGGUGUGGAGAGUAGUGAGGGUCGGGGUAGGAGGGUGAUCGAAGGCAUGGUGGAAGAGGGUCUUGAGACGUGCCUUGAGGAGGUGAGGAGAGAGAGACAAAGAGAGGGGAGAAAGUGAGUACCAGAGAGAGAGAGAGAGAACAAGCGAGCGGAGGGGCAAGUAUGCAGGCCCUGAGAGAUGGGGAAGAGAAAGUGGGGAGAGAGUGAGCGGAGAGGUAGAGAGAGUAUGUGAGGGGAGAGAACACAAGUGGCUGAGAUCAAAAGGACAGUGAAGCCAAAGAGAGAGCGAGGGUAUCGUGCCCAGACCACGCUGCUGUGUACACAUCGAAACGGCGACAUGUACAUGUGUCAGGCAGUGAUAUGUAACGGGAGGGUGCUGUAUACCACAUGUGUGUUGGGAUAGUGACACUGACGGUAUUUGCCAGGGAGCUGCUGGUAUUCUGGCCUCCGAUUUUCUGGGUUGCUCAGUGUUUCAGCUGCCGAGCUCGCACUCUGGCCUCCGAGUUAGGAGGUUGAGGGUUCAAACCGCAAGUCAGGGACUCUGAGCUCACAAUUC